Messenger RNA from Fragaria vesca subsp. vesca, 1209 nucleotides. RefSeq names its product auxin-induced protein 5NG4-like. Gene Ontology annotation, cellular component: plasma membrane. Gene Ontology annotation, molecular function: transmembrane transporter activity. The transcript has 7 exons. The coding region runs from base 1 to 1209 and encodes 402 amino acids. The record is from RefSeq and is a predicted model, not a curated record. NCBI's taxonomy places the organism in Eukaryota, Viridiplantae, Streptophyta, Magnoliopsida, Rosales, Rosaceae.
AUGGGGCCGCAGGGUGGCACUGAGAUUUCUAGCAGUCCUAGUAGUGUAGUGGAUGGAAUACUGAAGCCAGUGAUGACGAUGGUGGCGGUUCAGAUUGCAUAUGCAGCAAUGGGUAUCUUCUACAAACUUGCAGCAGACUCUGGAAUGAAUCUCAAUAUUCUCGUGGCCUACCGUCUCAUGUUUUCCUCCGCCAUUAUGAUUCCUCUUGCUCUUAUAGUCGAAAGGAACAGCAGGCCCAAACUUACUCUAGUUGUACUCUUCCAAGCUUUUCUCUGCGGAUUAUUUGGUGGAUCAUUGUCACAAAAUUUAUACAUAAAGGGAUUGGCCUUAACAUCACCAACAUUUUCUGCAGCCGCUGCAAAUCUGAUUCCAGCCAUCACCUACAUCACGGCAAUCUGUUUCAGGUUGGAGAAGUUGACACUAGGAAGCCAUGCAGGGAAGGCAAAGCUCGUGGGAACCGUUGUGGGUAUUGCUGGUGCUAUGGUCUUUACCUUCUACAAAGGACCAGAAUUCUCAAUCUGGUCUGUUCACGUUGACCUUCUCCGAGGACACCACCCGGCGCCGUCAUCCUCCCAUGGAAGCACCGGUAGCCACUUGCUGGGCGCCUUCUUCGCUUUCGGCAGCGCCGUUGCCUACUCAAUGUGGCUCAUAGUUCAGGCAAAAAUGAGCAAGAGAUAUCCAUGCCCUUACUCGAGCACGGCUCUGUUGUCAGUGAUGGGAUCGAUUCAGUCGGUAAUUUUUGCAGUCUGCGUGGAGAGGGAUUGGAGCCGGUGGAAAUUGGGUUGGAACAUCAAGCUUUUUACCGCUGCAUAUACGGGAAUUGUGGCUUCGGGGAUGGUGGUGGUUAUGAUCUCCUGGUGUGUACGCAAGCGAGGUCCAUUGUUCGUGUCAGUGUUCGCUCCUCUUUGCCUAGUGAUUGUGGCGAUUGCUAGUUCUUUGUUGCUCAAUGAAAACUUAAGCCUGGGAAGCGUAUUAGGAGGGACUUUAAUUGUAUGUGGGUUAUACAUGGUGCUAUGGGGAAAGAGCAAGGAGAUGAAGAGGGUUAUUGAUGUAAACAGUGAUCAAGAACAACCAGCUGCAGUACCAGCACUGCCAUCUUCAACAAGACCCCAAGAUUCCAAACUCAUCGAAAUCGUCGAAACAACUCGAGCGCCUGACACUAAUACCUCCGAUAACAAUAACAGCAACACAAUUGUUGGAUCUAGUUGA